Coffea eugenioides is the source of this 1337-nucleotide messenger RNA. Its product is annotated as probable S-adenosylmethionine-dependent methyltransferase At5g38100. Gene Ontology annotation, molecular function: S-adenosylmethionine-dependent methyltransferase activity. Gene Ontology annotation, biological process: methylation. The record is from RefSeq and is a predicted model, not a curated record. The transcript has 3 exons. The coding region runs from base 59 to 1114 and encodes 351 amino acids. NCBI's taxonomy places the organism in Eukaryota, Viridiplantae, Streptophyta, Magnoliopsida, Gentianales, Rubiaceae.
CCAUCCAUUCACCUAAUCAAAACCAAGUGACAAAAAAAAGAAGAAAAAGGAAAAGAAAAUGCAGGUUGAACCAGAAUCAGAUGCUAUGGCUGGGGAACACAGCGUCUCCGAGGAUCCUUCUAGCCAGAGCGCUAUGCAAUUUGGAGAAUACAAAGACUCGCUAGUUGCAACAAUCUCUCAGCACUUGGACCUAAAACACCAUUGCACUUCUUCAGCAGCAUAUCGGAUUGCUGAUUUAGGCUGCUUUGUUGGCCCUCAUACUUUGGAUGCAAUGAGGACCAUAACCGAAGCUGUAAAAGACAAAUACAAAGCUGGAGGACAGAGCUUUGGCAUCCCAGAAUUCUUUGUGUACUUCAAUGAUCGUGUGACCAAUGAUUUUAAUGCUCUUUUUGCUAAAUUCCCAGAAGACAGACAAUAUUUUGCAGCCGGGGUUCCGGGCUCUUUUCACGGCAGAUUGUUCCCAAAAGCUUCUCUGGAUUUUGUAUACUGUUCAAAGGCAGUGCAUUGGCUCUCUAAAGUUCCCGAGGAGGAGUUAACAGAUCCGAAUUCUGCCGCUUACAAUCCAGACAGGAUAUCUUACAUUAAUGCACCAACAGCAGUCUGUGAUGCGUAUUUAGGCCAAUUUACUAAAGAAAUGGAAUCUCUCCUCAGUGCUCGAGCACAAGAGCUGGUUCAUGGAGGGUUGAUGGUGCUUGUGAUCCCAGGCAGAGCCAAUGGAACACAGUACCCCUCAGUCAGUCAAGUUUUCAUGCCACUAGAAACUAUUCUUUUGGACCUGGCAAAGGAGGGAAUGGUGAGCAAAAACAAGGUGGAUUUGUUCAACGUGCCAAUGUAUUUUCCCUCGCCGGAAGAGCUGAAGAAUAUUAUAAUACAAAAGACUGUGGGCUUUGAAAUUGUAGAACUGAGCACUUUUACCAGAAGUUCUUUGCCAGUUUUUCCUACUGAAGUACUAAGAGGAGCCUACGGUGGAUUGUUGACGAAGCACUUCGGUACUGAGGUAGCUGAACAAGCAUUGGAUCGAUAUGAGAAGGAAAUUCCAACCCUUCGCCUACGCAACCCAGCUGAGGGCAACGGAGUAUUCAUAUAUGUUACUAUCAAAUUCAAGAAGUCGUGAAACAUUUGCAGUUUUACUCUUACUCAAAAAUGCUUGCCUUUUGGAUUCCUUGUUCUGUUUCCUUUCCUACUUGCCUGAUAUGUAUUACUCCAUAAUCAUCUCAAUUAUUACCAGCUGCUUAUCCAUGAAGUUAUUUCAAACACGGGAUUCAUUCAGCUUAUGUUGAAAAUCAAUACUCCGUUCAUCGGAAUAAUUUAGUCGUUUAAACAAGAAAUUCCACUUC